Molecule: messenger RNA, 759 nt
Organism: Racocetra persica
Lineage: Eukaryota; Fungi; Glomeromycota; Glomeromycetes; Diversisporales; Gigasporaceae
Source: the annotation of a GenBank genome assembly
AUGCCAGGAGGAAUACAACAAGCCUCACAACUUUAUGGAACUCUCAAGGCAGAAUUUACCUCGGCUUCACCCGACCUGAAUAAAUGUGGUUCUUAUCUAGCAAAGCUCAAGAUUGCUCUGUCAGAAAUGCAACUUUUGCUUCCUGGAGAAGUUACUAAUGCGGACGAGCUUCUUAUUGCACGUGAAAUCUUGGAAAUUGGAGCUUAUUGGAGUGUUCACGUUAAGGAUAUACCAUCCUUUGAGCGAUACAUAGCUCAAUUGAAUACAUAUUAUACCGACUACAGCUCGCUGCUCAAACCUUCAGAACAAAUGUAUCCUCUAACUGGAUUGAAUCUUCUUCGUUUGCUUUCCCAAAACCGUAUUGCUGAAUUUCAUACUGCUUUGGAAAAUAUUGAACCAGAACAACUUUUAGAAAAUCCUUUUAUCAAACAUCCAGUACAUUUGGAACAAUAUCUCAUGGAGGGAAGUUAUAAAAAAGUGUGGAAUUCUAGAGAACAAGUACCUGCGCCCGAGAAUGAGAUCGCGAGUUGUAGUGAGAAAGCAUAUUCAAGCUUGCCUUUGGUCGAUGCCGCAACAUUACUGUUCUUUAAUAAUCUCAACGAUGUUAUGAAGUUUGCCGUUGAGCGUGGGUGGAAUGUAAAUCCAGCAGAACAGAAAAUAUAUUUCACGACGAAGGAUGAUAAUCAUGUUGAGAUACCACAUGCUAAUAUUACUAGACAAGCACUUUAUUAUGCGCGUGAACUGGAACAAAUUGUGUGA